AGUUAAAAAUAUAUAUCCACCAGCAUGCCCGAGCCAGCCAAGUCCGCGCCCAAGAAGGGCUCCAAAAAAGCCGUCACCAAGGCACCCGGCAAGGGUAAAGGCAAACGCAGAAAGGGAAGGAAGGAGAGCUACGCCAUCUACGUCUACAAGGUGUUGAAGCAAGUGCACCCCGACACCGGCAUCUCCUCCAAGGCUAUGAGCAUCAUGAACUCCUUCGUCAACGACAUCUUCGAGCGCAUCGCCUCUGAGUCCGCCCGCCUGGCUCAGUACAACAAGCGCUCCACCAUCACGUCCAGGGAGAUCCAGACCGCCGUGCGCCUCCUUCUACCGGGCGAGCUGGCCAAGCACGCCGUCUCUGAGGGCACUAAGGCCGUCACCAAGUAUACCAGUUCCAAGUAAAGAUCUCUCGCCCUCGACAAACAAAAGGUUCUUUUAAGAGCCCCACACCACAACCUUUCGAGCAAGUUGCCUUUGUUAUUGAUUAAAGACACCACCUGUUAUUUAGAUCAGGGGUCACCAACAUUUCUAAAACAGAGCUACUUCUUAGGUACUGAUUAAUGCGAAGGGUUACCAGUUUGAUACACACUUAAAUAAAUUGCCAGAAAUAACCAAGUUGCUCAAUUUACCUUUCGUAAAGAAAUUAAUAUAUAUAAAAACGUGGGUAUUUCUGUUUGUCUUUCCGUUGUACAUUUUUUUUCCUUUUACGGAAGGUUUUUUGUAAAGAAUAAAUAAUGAAAAAAACACUUAAUUGAACGGUUUAAAUGAGGAGAAAAAACGAAAAAAGUGAAAAUGCAAUUUUGAAACUGUUUAUCUUCAAUUUCGACUCUUUCAAAUUCAAAAUUCAACCGAAAAAUAUAAGAAAAAAUAGCUAACGUGAAUCUUUUUGAAAAAAUAUAAAUAGGAAUUUAUGGAACAUCAUUAGUAAUUUUUCCUUAUUAAGAUUCAUUUUGGAAUUUUGAUGACAUGUUUUAAACAUGUUUUAAACCCAAUCAGCAGAAAAUUGAAAAAAAAUAGAAGAUUAAAAUAAAAUACAUCAAAAAAUAAAUAAAAUCGGUCUUAGCCGAGGCCCUGGAGUGGGGGUGCAGACUGAGGCCAAGGGAAAAAAAAUAAAAAUAAAAAAAGGGGCCGAGUAUAAAAAUAUACUGAAAGAGCAGAAGCUUAACGAAAAAUUAUAGUUUUCUUUUAUUAUUUUUGUCACUAACUAUAGCUACUUUGAUCAUAUAUAACAUAAUUGUGUGGCUUUGAUAUUUAAGUAUGAUUGUAACCUCUACAUAUUAAACACUGGGCUUUCUAACAAUUUGAAA
Molecule: messenger RNA, 1304 nt
Organism: Nerophis ophidion (straightnose pipefish)
Lineage: Eukaryota; Metazoa; Chordata; Actinopteri; Syngnathiformes; Syngnathidae
Product: histone H2B-like
Exons: 1
Coding region: 25-399 (124 amino acids)
Cellular component (GO): nucleosome
Molecular function (GO): DNA binding; protein heterodimerization activity; structural constituent of chromatin
Source: RefSeq, a predicted model, not a curated record